Messenger RNA from Phyllostomus discolor (pale spear-nosed bat), 1987 nucleotides. It is a transcript of the gene CCDC181, whose product is annotated as coiled-coil domain containing 181. NCBI's taxonomy places the organism in Eukaryota, Metazoa, Chordata, Mammalia, Chiroptera, Phyllostomidae. The coding region runs from base 256 to 1800 and encodes 514 amino acids. The record is from RefSeq and is a predicted model, not a curated record. The transcript is spliced from 6 exons. Gene Ontology annotation, molecular function: microtubule binding.
GUGCCCCCUGGCUGCCGUCUGCGCCUGCGCGCGCCCGCGGCGCACCGGCCGGCGUCGUAAGAGACGCCCGGAUGGAGGACGCCGAGUCGCGCCGUUGCCAUGGCAGCCGGGUCCUGGCCGCCCUGGUAGCAGGUGCUGGGUUCUCUCUCCCUGGCCCGUCAGAGCGUAGAAAGAGGAGGAGAGGAUUGGUCCCCUGGCAUCUCUGUGACCUCAACCGCCGCAGCUCACACAGCAUCACUCUUCCGCACGCGGGCGAUGGAGGAGCUCGAAGGCGCCGACUCCAGAGAAACGGAAGAGUAUGAAGACGACUUCGAAAAGGACCUGGAGUGGCUGAUGAAUGAAAAGGAAAAGAGCGACGCCGGCAUCCUGGAGAUGGCGUGCGGGGCCGGGGACGAAGGGAGCGUCAGCCCGGAACUCGGGGACAGCGAACCCGAACCCGGGGCGGAGCGCAGCGCCAAACGGCCCUCGGACCCUGGCAGAGCCCCGCGGGACGAGGUGGCCCCCAGGGGCGACUUCAUCUCCGUACCGAGCAGCCAGCCUUCGGACCCCGUGUCCGACUCGGACAGCGAGAGCUCUCUCCAGGAGUCCAGGCUGGACGGCCAGAGGGACCUGGAGGAGGACGAGGAUGAGGAAGUCAAGAGGUACAUCAUGGAGAAGAUCGUGCAAGCCAACGAGCUGCUCCAGAACCAAGAGCCCGUGAACAGCAAGCGGGAGCGCAAACUCAAGUUCAAGGACAAGCUAGUGGACCUCGAAGUCCCUCCGCUGGAGGACACCGACCACUACAGAUACUAUUUCGAGAGCGAGAGCCACGUGUCUGGGAAGCUGGCGCAGCUGCGCAUUUCCGGCGGGCCGGGCCGGGACGGCGUGCUCCUGGCAGUCCCGGGCGCGAGCCGCGAGGAGGGCAAGGACCGCAAGGUCCUCGUGGAGCGAGACGGGAAGUUUGAGCUCCUGAAUUUCCAGGACAUCGAGAGUCAGGGGUGUCUGUCCCCCGCCCACAAGAUCAGCGGCGCGGAAAACGGCCCCCCGCAGUCGUCACCCGGAUCAUCGUCCGGCCCGCCCGUCGGUGGCGUGAAGAAGGAGGAGCCCGUGGCAAAGCCCCACGGUGGCCCGUCGGCGGCGGAGCAGCCCUGGGCCUGCAGCCCCCAGCCCCCACCCCACCCCAGGACCGGUCCGAGCCCCACCGCCAGCUCGGACUCGAACAAGGGCGGCGGGAAGCCCGGUCACAGGGCCCGGUCCGCAAACGUGUCACCAGUGACCUCCACAUACUGCCUUUCCCCUCGACAGAAGGAGCUGCAGAAGCGGCUGGAACAGAAGAGGGAGAAGCUGAGGAGAGAGGAGGAGCAGCGGAAAAUGGAGGAAGAGAGAGAGAAGAAAAGGGAGAACGACACGGUGUUCAGGGCGUGGCUGCAGAAGAAAAGGGAGCAGGUCGCGGAGAUGCGGAGGGUCCAGCGCGCCAAGCAGCUGGAGGACAUGAACAGCAGACAGGAAAACCGAGACCCGCAGCAGGCCUUUCGGCUGUGGCUGAAGAAGAAGCACGAGGAGCAGCUGAGAGAGAGGAAGACGGAGGAGCUCCGGAAGCAGGAGGAAUUCCUGUUCUUCCUCAAGGGCGCCGCGGGCCGCGACAGGGCCUUCAAGCAGUGGCUGAGAAGGAAGCGGAUAGAGAAGCUCGUGGAGCAGCAGGCUAUGAAGGAGAGGGCCAGGCAGCUGCGGCUGGAGGCCAGGCGCUCCAGGCAGCUGCAGAACCAGCUGUGCAGCGCGGCCGACGCCCCAUCUUUCCGCUUCGCUGACUAUUACAGCUGAAGGUGCCUAUUAAACGCUUCGCUUGGAAGCCACGAGCCUCAGAAUUUCGGGUAUCACUCUUUUACAGCCCGCGUGCUCUGGUUGUACUCUAAAUGAUGGAAAUGGUGCGUACUUUUGGUGAUGUUGAUAGUGAUUUGCCUUUUUUAAAAAAAAAUAGAAAAUAAAUAUUUUCUUUUCUUGAGGUGUU